AUGAUUAGCCUUGCCAGGAAGCAAUCUAAGACAGAUGCCAAUGUCAUCUCCGACAACAUCUGCAAUGCCACCGAACGCGUCGCACCCAAGACGUGGACGCCACCCGACAUGCGCUCAUGCAACGGAAAGCCGCAGAAGAAGAAAAAAGCAAAGAAAAUCCCACACUCACUUAAUCCUCCGAAAAAAACCCCCGGCGGAUGUGCGGAUCUCCAUAUUUUGAUUGUGGCUGGAUGGAUCCCGGAUCAGGCGGUUGCGUUUGACAUCCCAAGGCAAAGCGUCGGGCGCAUGCAGGUUCAAGCUGUGAAAAGACCCGGGAACGUGCAGGGUUAUGCAAGUUAUACGCGGCUGCUAUCGGUUUGCUGUAUUCAUUAUCAAGGCUUUGAGUCGAGGUCGGGUAUCUUUCCUCUCUGGAGCGUUUGUCUUGGGCCCUCGAGUGGCGUUGAGCAUUCCACUGACUAG
Molecule: messenger RNA, 459 nt
Organism: Penicillium soppii
Lineage: Eukaryota; Fungi; Ascomycota; Eurotiomycetes; Eurotiales; Aspergillaceae
Exons: 2
Coding region: 1-459 (152 amino acids)
Source: RefSeq, a predicted model, not a curated record